This is a messenger RNA of Parasteatoda tepidariorum (common house spider), 1134 nucleotides long. Its product is annotated as short-chain dehydrogenase/reductase family 9C member 7. Gene Ontology annotation, biological process: steroid metabolic process. Gene Ontology annotation, molecular function: oxidoreductase activity. Gene Ontology annotation, cellular component: intracellular membrane-bounded organelle. NCBI's taxonomy places the organism in Eukaryota, Metazoa, Arthropoda, Arachnida, Araneae, Theridiidae. The record is from RefSeq and is a predicted model, not a curated record.
AUGAAACAAUUACUUUAUUUAUACGUUGCCGAAGUUCGAUUGAUGUUUAAAACUAAAAAUAUGAAUAUUCAAAAAUAUUUAGCUUUGUUAAAAGCAGCGCAUAUGAAAGUUAAAGAUGGAUCCCAUUCUUUGCUGUUAAAAUGGGGAUAUUCAGGUAGAAAAGUAGAUCCCAGUGGCAAAGCUGUUUUAAUUACAGGCUGUGACAAAGGACUCGGAAACAUUCUUGCAAGAAAUCUGGCCACUCAAGGUUUCAAAGUUUUUGCAAGCUGUUUACAUCCAUCUGGGACGGGCGCAACGGAACUCAACAAAGAUACUUCAAAGAAUUUGCAAGUUUUCAAGUUGGAUGUCAGGCAAGAAGAAAGCGUAAAAGAAGCAUUGGAUUUUGUUCUUAAAAACUUGGGGAAAACAAAGCUGUGGGCAGUUGUCAACAACGCAGGAAUUCAGAAAGGAUUUUCUGUAGACUUUUCGAGUAUGGAUGAUUACAAGGAAUGCCUUGACGUGAAUGCUUUGGGUGUAGUAAGAAUGACCAAGACUUUUCUGCCAUUGUUGAGAGAGUCCAAAGGAAGAAUUGUGAACUUAACCAGUAUUUUAGGUCGAAUCUCUGUACCACAUGCCUCUCCUUAUGUGAUGAGCAAAUUUGCUGUAGCUGGAUUCAAUGACAGCAUACGGCAAGAACUGGAUGAAUGGGGCGUUCGAGUAAUUUCAAUAGAACCAGAGCUAUUUGAUACUGAACUAACGAGUAGUAAAUCAAUAGGUAAAAGCAUCGAAUCCGCAAUGGCCUCAGAGAAUGACACUAUCAUACGCCUUUAUGGAGAAAAUUAUUUCCCAGAAUUGAAGAAAUAUGUGAAUUGGUACACUUCGUAUGCAUCACCAAAAAUGUACAAAAUUAUGGACGCAUUGGAAGCAGCUCUCAUGUUGGAGCGCCCUUGGCCUGCUUACAGACCUUGUCGCAACGAACUUACAAGGAUAUUGAUUUGGGACUACGAAUUAAAGAUGCACAUAAACAGAGAUUUAAUUACCAGAUUCUUUUUACAUGUGACUGGUUUUCCAAAACCCCGUAUGGUGACUCAGAAGGAAUUAUCUCCCCAAGUCUUAAAGCCUUCGAACAUAACAAUAACUCCUAGUAAUAAAUAA